GUAGCGUCCAAAGGUCGAAUUCGGAGCAUGGCGGGUAGGUUUGAAGUCAGUAAACGGGAUCCCAGAUAUAUUGCUCAUGGAACUAUCAUAUCGGCUCGACGAUACAGGACUAAUCUUGAAGCAAUUAUAGACAAGUAUAAUAAGCCUUUUCAUAGAGAUGAUAUCAUUGAUCUUGAAAGUUUUGUAAUUGAAAAUGAAGUUGGGCGACUGAAAAAAAUUAAAAAAGCCCAAGCUUUUGGACAAACACAGCUUGCUUCAGUGAAGGGCAGAGCAAAGCUGCCAUUGGCAUUUGAUCCAAAUGAAUCAGGAUUUGCCUCUGGCGAAAACAGCAAGAGCAGUAGCAAGUUUAGUAGCUCAGUCUUUGAUUCCUUGGAUCAAGAGGAGUCUCUCAUGAGAUCGCAUGAUGAGAGCACAGUACGGGGAACAGCAGAGGAAGAGAUUGCUGAAGAUUUUAUUUCGAAAGUGCUGGAGAAUGAAAGUAUCGUAGGAGAACCUGAGCCCAGUGAUGGGGAGAGUAUUGGUGACAGCGACAGCGAGGAUGAACAAGACCAGUGGGAAAGUGAGGAUGAUGGUAUUGAUUGUGUGGCCGACCAGAAAUCAUCUAAAUCUGAUUCCAAAGGUUCUGGUAGAAAAAGAGCAGAAGUGCAAGAGAAACGGGAGAAGGUGAAACAUUUAAAUGCUAAGAAAAGAGCAGCACUACAGGCUGUUAACUCGUCUCCAGGGACCACUGUUCAUAAUAACACUUUUACACUGAAGAAGACCUCCUCAAAGUCAAAGCCUAAGGAUGAAGAUGUUGCAGAGGAACCUAAGCCAAGUGAUGAAGAGAUAUUUAUUUCAUGUGAUAGUGAUAGUGACCUUGAACAGGACAGCUGGCAAGUUGAGGGUGAUGGGGUUGAUGGUGUGUCAGAACAUAAAUCAUCUAAAUCUGAUUCCAAAGGUUCUGGUAGAAAAAGAGUGGAUGUGCAAGAAACAGAGAAACAAGAGAAGGUGAAAAUUUUAGAGAAACGUCAAAUCUUAACUGCCAAAAGGAGAAUAGCACCACAGCCUGUAAAUUCAUGUCCAAUUAACCCCAUGUUCAUUUCCACGUUUACACCAGAGAAGACAUCAUCUAGCUCAAAGCUUGACAGAAAACCAAAAUCAACCCAUUAUAAAAAGAAUGUGGUUGAGGUAGCCCCCUUUUUAGCUUCCACCCGAUCUGAAAACUUUGACUCUUUGGAAAAAAAGAGCUCAGAGCUUGAAAAUUAUAGAAACGAGAUUAAGUCACCAAGGAAGGACAAACAUAGAACUGCUAAAAUGAAAGAGUCCUACGUUUCAGAAGAAACUGCUUUGACAUCCAUACAUAUGAACGAGUAUGACGCCGUAUCUAUGAACUCGCCUCAAAUUACAACCUCCAAUUCUCCAAUGGCGGUGAGCCCUCAAAACUUUCAGACUUUGAAUGCUGGCCAAUCAGUCUCUGGUGAGCAGCCUCCACAUGUAGUUCACACACAGUCUGUGAUAAGUAAAAGGCAGGUGUUUAUAGGGGAAAAUUCAAAACCAAGCACCACAGAUGAACGGAAAUCUCGUGAAGCUGUCUGGCAGCGUGUCCCAGAAGAAAAGUAUGAUUGGGCUGUGAGGGAGAGGGAUGUGUGCAGAGACAAACAUGGGAAGGAAGAAGCCAUGGAUAUCAGCAUGACCACUGUCAAUACACCACAAAUGCAGCCAUUUGGUGUUGGAACAAAUGCAACUUUUACUGUAGUGCAAAACAAACUUCCUUCGCGUGUUCCUGUGGGUGAGUUUCAAUAUCAACAGCAUGAAGAGUUUCAAUAUCAACAGCAUGAGGAGUUUCAAUAUCAACAGCAUGAAGAGUUUCAAUAUCAACAGCAUGAGGAGUUUCAGCAUCAACAGCAUGAGGAGUUUCAAUAUCAACAAGAUGAUAAUGCCUUGACAGAUGCCUCGCGUAGAGACAACAGGUGUCAUAGGCAAUCAUCAGCUGUGGUAAUUUUCCCAUUACCCUCUCCGAAAGACAAUCACCACAUGGCAAACAACAGACACAAUGGAGCCAAGACCUCAGUGUCUUGCAGUCCACGGGUACUGGGUGCUGCUAGUGGGAAGGUUCCAGUAGGGAUAGUUCACAGGUCACCACGGCUGACCAUUGAAGGGAUGGCUUUCUUGAUGCACUCACCAUUGCCUUAUGUCAUGGACCCCUUGGAACAACAUACUUCUGGGCAAGGUAGUCCAAAUCCCUUCACUACACCCAAGUUUACCCAAGAAACUGCCAUUGUCAAAGUAACCCCAACCUAUCCCCAGCCUACGCAGACCGAGUGUCUGAAGUUCAGCAGUGCUUCAAAUACACCAACAUCAAGGCAAAUCGAAAACCAACUGGAUCAGCUCAGGCAGAGUGCCCCUGCCAAAUUCAUAGGUGGUGUUUCAGGAGCAAGAGGAGCCCAAUUCAGUGCUAAGAAGAGACUGGUUUUAGAAAGCACGGCAUCAGAUCAACAUUCUGACAUGACAUUGCAUACAAACUUGUUCGCAAAUGUUGACAGGCAAUUUGAAGAUCAAUGCAUCAGUGAAAGGUCUCUAUUUCAACCUCCUUCCAACCAGUUCUGUCCCAUCAUGGAGUCUACCAGGAUCUCUGAAGGAGCCGGUUUCAAACCUCCCUGGGUGAAGCCUGCAGAUAUUUUGAAGAAUCAUUCUGCUGGGAUAAGGGGUGCUAUUGGUAAUCCUAAAGCUGAAUCCACAAGGCUUUCCCAAGCAGAUACUGAGAAAGUAAACUGUAACAACAGACAUCAAGCUGUGCCACCUGUGUGGAAUCCUCAGGCUGAGUCAACAAGAAUAAUGGCAGUUCCAGCAAGUCCAAGUUUGACCAAUGGCAGUGAUAAAUGGAUGAGACAAAGUGACAACAGCAACAGUAGUCGCAGUGGUGUCAGUCUUCAUGGCAGCAGAGACAUGUUUGAUUCAAACGUAUGUACAGUGUCAGGCCCCGUGUUCCGCACUCCAACUUCAAGACCAAGGCAAAAGACAAGAACUCCAAGCUCAAGACCAGACACUCUGAUAUCAGGACCGUGUACUCCAAGGGCAAGGUCACUUACUCCAACUUCAAGGUCAUCAACUCCAGGCUCUAGAUCAAAUACAUUAGUGCCAGGGUCAUUUACUCCAAGUUCAAGGUCACACAGUCCAGGGGCAAGGUCACUCACACCAACUUCAAGGUCAACAACUCUGAUGCCAGGGUCAUGCUCUCCAAGUUCAAGAUCACACAGUCCAAAGGCAAGGUCACUCACUCCAACUUCAAGGUCAACAACACCAAGCUCUAGGUCAACAACUCCAAGCUCCAAACCAUUCACUCCACAUGCAAGGUCUGUCACUCCAACCAUGAGGUAUGAAACUCCUAGGUCGAGUAAAAUUAAUCCAACGUCGGGCCGGUUUGCUCCGGAUGCACAGUCUCCCUCAGAGUACAUACAGCGGCUUCAGCUGAACACACCACUAUCAUCUGGUUAUUCAAAGGAUCCAAACACACCUCUACACCAUUCACCAAAGAAAUUAGGUCACAGAUUUCAAGACGGAAAUCUGGGAUGUGAAUCUGUGGACAGUGGGAUGGAUGUUUCGGUGAACAUGGAAGAAAUAUCUUAUGAGACUCAGGGUGCUGGUUUUGAGUAUUCUUCAGCAUUGGCUAAUGGGCAUGCCAACACAAAGAAGGAUAAAAAGGAAGUGAGAAGAUUGAUUGCUGUGACAGCUGACUCAGCUGGUUAUACUCGGCCAACUUUGGAUGAGAUGGAUGACAGGAGGGUCCAGCCUGUGAUUGCUGAUUCAAUAUCAAGUCACGUUAGGGAGGAGAAGGACAGGGACAGCCAUGUACACAAAAUAUACAAAACUAAGAGCAAGAAAUAUCAAUCACCUUUUCAGUCAAAGAAACAAGAACAAGACGACAGUGGGCAGCUGUCACCAAGAGUUUCACCCCCUAGUCAGAAGUCAUCCAAGAGUCUGUCCUUUGACACAUUCCCCCAAUCAUGGAAACCUAAAAAUCAGAAGCUCGAGUCCCAAAUCAGUAGUGAGCCUGUUUAUCCAGGCACCCCUGACAAGCAAAAAGGUAAUUCAAAGUUCAGACGCAAGAGCAUCACCAGUACCCCAAACAAGGAAGAUGAAGAUUCUUUCCAUAUUGACUCCAGUGACAUAUCUUCCAUCAGCAAUUCCAGUUCCAGAUUUGGAGGUAUGGUAUAUUCAACAGACCUUGAAGAAUCAGAGAACAGCGACCUCGAAUGUAACAAUAGCUACGAUUCUGAUGGUGUGGAAUUGUUAGACUUGGAUGCCACAAUGGGAUCGAAGGAGAAGGCGCAAAUAGCUGAAUGCUCCUGGAGCACCAACGAUCUGAAGGACCAAGAUGAUAUGGACAGAACUCUUGUGAAACAUUCUCUUGAUCAGUCUCGUGAUCUAUCCAACUCACAUGACUUGAAUUUUGAAAAGGCAAGCCUUAACCAAGAAGGGGUAGUAAAAGCUGCAAAAAAGCAAUUGUUUGGUAAAGAACAGAUGGGACAGGGUCAAAGGAAUGAGAAAAUCCACCGAGCACCAUCAGUAAAAGAGAGAAACCAGCAGAGGGAGAUGGGAACAUCAGGUAAUGGAAAGCCUAAAUUUAAAACCAAUGGGCAGAGGAUAGAUUCAAGAGGGAGAUUUCUGGCAGGGAGAAGUAUACAAGAUGAUCAGGGGAAGCAGCAGGAGCUGAAGGACAAGCAACAUUCAGUUCAAGCUGAAGAAAAAGAAACCACUGCAGGCUCAAGUACAAAAAAUAAACAACCAGCUGGAUUGUUUUCAAAAGUUUCUUAUAAGAUUAAACCCCAAAGUGUGCCAAAAUAUGACUGUGAAGAGUCAACCUUAAAAGAUACCUCCUUUGCAAAUACUUUAAAGAGUAUAAGAGGGUCCUCGAGACACAACUUGGAACAAGAUGGAGAUUAUUCCAAUUUUGGGGGUGAAAGUAAAAGGAAGACCAUUGAAGAUCCACGUCAUCCUAAGCAAGAGAAACGGAGUCAAGUGCCAAGCAACUUUUACAGCAAAAACCUCAGAGGUCUUGGAGCUCACCAUGAUGGAAAUGAUGUGUUGUUGUAUAGUGAAGAUGAGACGGCUCGUGUCAAGAAGAGAGAGAGACAGCCUGGUAGUGUCAGAUACCCAGUGGAGUCAGAUACUGGUAUGCAGGGUAAUGUUUCAAGAUCAAGACACCGAGUUGGUGAAGACCAGUCCAGGCCAAAAGGUGGUGGAAGUGUUCAAACUGACCGUUAUGGAUUUAGUGAUUCUGAAAGCAUCACCAGAAGGAAUUUGGACAAGAAAUCAAAAUUCAGAUUCCCAGAAGAUCGUGUGCAAGGACACGCCAGAUCUCCAAAGCGACUUUGGCAUGAUGAACCCUGGCAAAUGGUAAGUCCUCCAAAAAUGAAGAGAAUUGAUUACAGGCCAAAGUCUGAUAUGCAGAACAUUUCUCUCUGUCUGGGAAAGGGCAAUUGUAGCAAGAGCUUUUGCUUUUCAUGCAUUGAUGAAUAACAAUUUCAGAAAAUCAGAAAUGGCUGUGUAACAGCAUGGAGCAGUUUUUUCUUGUGAACUUGUAGGACAAAUAUGCUUGUAAAAUUUGUCAGUUUUAGAGUUUAGAGUUUUUAAAAAAAUAAUAUUUAAGUAUAUUGUGUAAUUGUUCUCUGAAUUAAGGAGAUAGUUGUAAUUUAACUUUGACAAUGAUUAACAAAUGUACCAUUCAUGUUAGAUUUAAAUGUUUUUAUAAUCCAAUUUCACGUUUUAAAUUUAGUGUUUGACAAACUAGGAAAUGGCUGCCAAGAUGGAGCUAGUUUUAUUGGUUCAGGGCAAAAACAAAAACUAAAAAAAAA
This is a messenger RNA of Lingula anatina, 5834 nucleotides long. RefSeq lists its product as uncharacterized. The record is from RefSeq and is a predicted model, not a curated record. NCBI's taxonomy places the organism in Eukaryota, Metazoa, Brachiopoda, Lingulata, Lingulida, Lingulidae.